Exophiala bonariae is the source of this 477-nucleotide messenger RNA. RefSeq lists its product as uncharacterized. The coding region runs from base 1 to 477 and encodes 158 amino acids. Lineage: Eukaryota; Fungi; Ascomycota; Eurotiomycetes; Chaetothyriales; Herpotrichiellaceae. The transcript has a single exon. The record is from RefSeq and is a predicted model, not a curated record.
AUGGCUCAAAUUCCCGUAGACCAUGUGGACAUACUCGCAGAUACGGCUGACGACUUGCACAUAUAUGACGAGGUGAUCGAUCUUGAUCGGCUUUUACGCUCGAUGAACCAGCCAGCUAACCUCGCUAGGAGCAUGAAGAGGCGAUAUCUGGAUUUCUUCGACGACAAAGAGACACUGUCAGAGCAUGGCCACAGACUCUAUGUGGAGGCCCAGAAAACAGAAAUGCUUCAAACCAGGACACGUCGUCGUUUCCUCGAAUACUUGGAUGCUUACCAAAACCAUGGCUAUACCAAGGAAAUCGAUCGAUUAGCCCACCUUGAAGGAGCCCUACACUGCCUGAAAUUGUCGCAAACAUUGAGUGCAGAGUUUGCAACAAUUCUUGAACAUUUAUUCACCGAAUUUGGAUUGCACGAAGUGGCCGGUGAAAUCCGGCUCGAAACAGCAAGAUGGCGCAGACAUUGCCUCACUGUGACCUGA